This is a messenger RNA of Trichomycterus rosablanca, 2210 nucleotides long. RefSeq names its product origin recognition complex, subunit 3 (gene orc3). The record is from RefSeq and is a predicted model, not a curated record. Gene Ontology annotation, biological process: DNA replication initiation; DNA replication. NCBI's taxonomy places the organism in Eukaryota, Metazoa, Chordata, Actinopteri, Siluriformes, Trichomycteridae. The transcript is spliced from 20 exons. Gene Ontology annotation, cellular component: DNA replication preinitiation complex; nuclear pre-replicative complex; nuclear origin of replication recognition complex. Bases 35 to 2170 code for a protein of 711 amino acids. Gene Ontology annotation, molecular function: DNA replication origin binding.
GUGAAUUAAAAGUUGCUCAGUUUAGUAAAUAAUAAUGGCUACGUCAUCUGUAUCGAAGGGGUGCUUUGUCUUCAAGCCAGCCUCCAAGAAAAGAAAGCGAGUUGUAGGUGCAGAGGAUUAUUUUGUUGAUGGAGGUGAGGACAGUGGCUAUGGCAAAGAACGCUUUAGUAUUUGUAAAAGACUCUGGGAGAAGAUUAAUACGGACACAGAGGUAUUGCAAGAUGAGCUUAAUAAGAAAAUGUUGGAUAGCCUUUUAGAAUUCAUUAAAAAGUAUACCACAAGCUUUGAGUCUAGAGCUGAUGACUGGGCAUCACUAAUGAGAGCCAGUGAAAUACCUACAGCUGCCCUGGUGCUUGGAGUGAAUGUACCGGAUCAUGAUAUGACAUUUCAGAGCCUUACUGACCUCUUGAAGGAAUCUGUUACCCCAUUUGCUGUGUCUUUACAGGCUAAGGAAUGUUCAGCUCUGAAGAACCUGAUGCAGAGAGUAUUAGAAAGGCUGAUGGGGGUUGGGGUGUUAUUAGAGGAAUAUGAGGAAGACCCUGGUAUGUCUUUAGCACAGAAGAGGGUGUCAUGCUCAAUAAAUGCACUUUGUCAGUGGUACAAGACUGUUGUGAAGAAACACAUUGUGAAAUCUCCAGGGAAGAAAAGCAGUUUAUCAGCAAGUCCUCCAAUUGUGUUGAUCUUCAAAGAUUUUGAAGCUUUCAAUCCACGUAUUCUACAGGAUUUUAUUCUGAUCUGCAGUCGCUACAUCCAGGAGCUUCCGCUGAUCUUCGUCUUUGGCAUUGCUACAUCUCCCAGCACAAUUCAGCACAUGCUGCCGCAUUCAGUGUCUUCUCUGCUGUGCAUUGAGCUCUUUCAGUCCCUCUCCUGUACCCAACAUCUUGCAACAGUUAUUGACAAGCUGAUUGUGACCUCAGAGUUUCCCUUUAAGCUCAGUGGCAAAGUGUUACAGGUGCUGGUGAGCAUCUUUCUGUACCAUGACUUCUCUGUGCGCAACUUUGUCAAAGGCCUGCAGUUAGCACUGUUGGAGCACUUCCAUUCACAACCUCUCAGUGUGCUGUGCUGUGAAAAACGGGAUGCUCUGCAUUAUGCUGAGAAGUUAAGCCACCAAGAUGUGGAGCUGAUCCGCCAGCUGCCUUCUUUUAUGAGAUUUGUGGAGGCACAAGAGCCACAGGAACAAGUGCAGCUUCUUACCAGUGAUGAGCAUGUUAAGACAGUCUGCCAAAAGUUACUGAAGGACCUUAGAAAAUACCAUAAGAACUACUAUCCCAUUCUGCGCUGUCUCCACACUCUGACCUCAUCCCUGCCAAAGUAUCCACUAGGAAAACAGAUACGAGAAUUGCACAUAUCCUGUCUUGAAAAGAAUAUUUGGGAGACAAAUGAAUAUGAAUCUGCUAUGCAGCUUCUGAGGUUGCUAGCAAAAGACGAGCUUGUUUCAACAUUGAGAAAGUGUGCUGACAUUCUGAAAUCAGGAAACACAAAGAAAACAAGAAGUGCACUGGAGCAGCUGGAGGACUACUUUAUCAAAUUUGAGCAGCUUGACAAUUUGUCUGCAGAUAAUCUUGAUGAAGAGGAGGCCACUUCACAAAAAGAUCUCCAGAUAAAAACAGAUCUCUUUCAACUUCAAAAAACACUCUUGGAGAUGGAGACCAGGAGGUCGAAAAAAAUUAGUCCAUUUGAGGUUUUGAGAAAUGAGGCACUAGAUGUCUUUGAUGACCUUGUGAGAAGCCAUUUGAUUCCACCAGAGACACAGCCACUGUAUGAGGUGUGCUACUACAGCUUCUCAGGGGUUCUGAGGCGACACCUCAAUGCCACCCCACGCACCUCCAUCCAGACUGCACUGAACCAUCCUUUCUAUUACCUACAGAAUGAGAACCUGAAAACAGAUACAGGCAUGGUAUCCAAUGCUGCUCCUGAUAUCUGCAUUGCAUACAAGCUUCACCUAGAGUGUGGGAGACUUAUCAACCUGUUUGACUGGCUGGAGGCUUAUGCAACUGUUGCUUCAGCUGCUGAAGGAAAGGAUCCGGAUUCUGAUGAGUAUGGAAAAGUUGAUGAAGUCAAACAUGCUCGUUUCAUCCAAGCUGUGUCUGAACUGGAGUUUCUGGGAUUUGUGAAGUCAACGAAGCAGAAAACUGACCAUGUGGCACGACUUACUUGGGGCGGGUGUUAAUGAUGAUCCAUUUGGUAAUAAAUACUAUUUUCUAAUAAAA